AUGUCGUCUUUUGCAAGAUUAACCAUGCAAAUCUGGCAUAUGGAGCCGUACCCAUGCGGAGAUCGCAGGCUACCGCAUCAUGUGUUCCCACCAAAGAAGAUCAGCCCCGAUCAACUGCUUACGCUCACUGGAGUGGUCUACUACAAGGUAGAUUUGGACGACACGGUGGCGAUGAAAAAGCGGCUUUCACGAGUGAAAAACGAGAGAAAAGUGGUUUCGUCCGAUGUUCUCACCAUCAACGACACAACGCCAGAUUUUAACGAAAAGCUAGAGGAUUACUACGAGCCAACGAGGAAAUCGCAGGACGUGGUAUCGAUGGUCCUGGAGGGCACCUGCUAUUACGACGUGGAACCUGAGGAGGAUGAAUGGAUCCGAAUUCAGCUCGAACGAGGCGAUCUGAUUGUGAUUCCAAAAGGUGUUUCACACCGCUUCACUGUCACUCCACAGAAUUUCGUGCAGAUACAGCGUUUCUUCCCCAAGAAGCCAGAUGAUGUGCAGGGAUGA
Ostertagia ostertagi is the source of this 504-nucleotide messenger RNA. The record is from the annotation of a GenBank genome assembly. NCBI's taxonomy places the organism in Eukaryota, Metazoa, Nematoda, Chromadorea, Rhabditida, Trichostrongylidae.